Equus caballus (horse) is the source of this 3524-nucleotide messenger RNA. RefSeq names its product zinc finger protein 567 (gene ZNF567). Gene Ontology annotation, biological process: regulation of transcription by RNA polymerase II. Gene Ontology annotation, molecular function: RNA polymerase II cis-regulatory region sequence-specific DNA binding; DNA-binding transcription repressor activity, RNA polymerase II-specific. Gene Ontology annotation, cellular component: nucleoplasm. The record is from RefSeq and is a predicted model, not a curated record. NCBI's taxonomy places the organism in Eukaryota, Metazoa, Chordata, Mammalia, Perissodactyla, Equidae.
GAGACUGUCUGCAACUUUGGAGAAGCGACAAUAUGGGGUUUAUAAGUAAAACUUUGUUACUUUGUGUAGAAGUAUGUAUGGGCUGUGUGAGAUUAUGCGUGACAUGCGUGCCUGUGGGAUUGUGAUUGUGUAGUGGAUGAUAUAACUGAAUAUGUCUAAUUUUUGAAGUAUUUUGUGUGCACAAUCCAAAGUGACUAUGAUUGUGGCUCAUUGUGUGGGAUGAAGUGCUUGAGAAAUUGGAUGUGUGACUAGUUAAGUAUGUAUUGUUUAGAUUAUCUAAACAUGGGCCAUUUUAUAUGCUUCAGAAUUUGACUCUGUGGCAAUUAGACAAGUAGAAUAAAUAGAGAUUUUAAAAAUGGAGGGGAUGAGAUAAAAUUAAAAUGAUUUUCAGAUGGCAGGAUAGUAUAUUGGGAAACCCCAUAUGGACUAUCCAGAAUGUUCACUGUAGUAAUCAGUACUUCAAACUCUCUCUCCUCCUGGAAGCUUGCAGUGCUUCCAGUUUCUUCUCUAAUUUCUCAACCUCUAUUUUGUCUCUACUUCCUCUAGGUGGGUAGUCUCCAGCUGGAAUGGAUUGGGAACUGGAAAAGGGAAGAGACGUCAGGGACAAGAAGAGGCUAACAUGACUGGUACUAUUAUAAUUUAGUGUAAGUCGUCUUUUACCUUCUGAAAGAACCUCCUGCUGGGAACUUCCGGAGAUACACUGCCCUUCUGGGCACAGACACUUCUCCAGCUGCCUCUUCAGUGCUUCCUCUGGGCAUGCAGUGGCCCACCUGGCUGGUCUGGUCUCUCCAGUUAGUCCUCUUGGACAGGAUCCAAGCCAGCCUAGACAGGCUCCAUCCAUGGGUUCCCCAUCCAGAGCUCAGGAACUGCCCCUUUUCUAAAGAGGAGCCCAAAGGAAGACUGGUCAUCUUUUGCAAAUCUCAAAACCAUGGCUCAGGGAUCCGUGUCAUUCAAGGAUGUGACUGUGGACUUCUCUCGGGAGGAGUGGCAGCACCUGGAUCCUGCUCAGAAGACUCUAUACAUGGAUGUGAUGUUGGAAAACUAUUGCCACCUUGUUUCUGUGGGGUGUCACAUGACCAAGCCUGAGGUGAUCCUCAAGUUGGAACGAGGAGAAGAGCCAUGGACAUCAUUUACAGGUCAUACCUGCUUAGAAGAAAAUUGGAAAGCUGAAGACUUUUUAGUGAAAUUCAAGGAACAUCAAGAUAAGUAUUCUAGAUCAGUUGUAUUCAUCAACCAGAAAAAGCUGAUUAAGGAAAACAGUAAUGCACAUGAGAAGACAUUUACUAUAAGCAAAAACUCUGUUAAUUCAAAAAAUCUACCUCCUGAAUAUGAUACUCAUGGGAAGAUUUUUAAAAAUGUUUCAGAAUUAAUCAUCAGUAAUCUAAGUCCUUCAAGAAAGAGACUUAGUGAGUAUAAUGGAUAUGGGAAAUCACUCCUCAGUAGUAAGCCAGAGACAGCUCACCCUGGAGUCAAAUCCCAUAAUCAGCAUGGCAGGGUUGUCAGUCAUAAUGAAGUGCUUAUGCAGUAUCAUAAGAUGGAAACUCCAGCACAGUCAUUUGGGUGUAAUGACUGUGAGAAAUCUUUCCUUAAAAAAGGAGACUUAAUUACACCUAAUAGAGCUUACAGAAGGGAAAACCCAUCUGAAUAUAAUAAAAGGAGAAGAGCAACAAAUAUUGAAAAAAAACAUACAUGCACUGAAUGUGGGAAGUCCUUCUGCAGGAAGUCAGUAUUGAUUCUACAUCAGGGAAUUCACACAGAAGAAAAACCCUAUCAAUGCCAUCAAUGUGGAAAUUCAUUUAGAAGAAAGUCAUAUCUCAUUGAUCAUCAGAGAACUCACACAGGAGAGAAACCCUUUGUUUGUAAUGAAUGUGGUAAGUCCUUCCGCCUAAAGACAGCCCUCACUGAUCAUCAGAGAACACAUACAGGGGAGAAAUCAUACGAAUGUCCACAAUGUAGGAAUGCCUUCAGAUUGAAGUCACACCUGAUUCGUCAUCAGAGAACUCAUACAGGAGAGAAACCAUAUGAGUGUAAUGACUGUGGGAAGUCCUUCCGCCAGAAGACAACACUCUCUCUCCAUCAGAGAAUUCAUACAGGAGAGAAACCCUAUAUUUGUAAAGAAUGUGGGAAGUCCUUUCACCAGAAGGCAAACCUUACUGUACAUCAGAGAACUCAUACAGGGGAAAAGCCCUAUAUUUGUAAUGAAUGUGGGAAAUCCUUCUCCCAGAAGACAACCCUUGCUCUUCAUGAGAAAACUCAUAAUGAAGAGAAACCCUACAUUUGUAAUGAAUGUGGGAAGUCCUUCCGCCAGAAGACAACCCUCGUAGCACACCAGAGAACACAUACAGGAGAAAAAUCUUAUGAAUGUCCUCACUGUGGGAAGGCCUUUAGAAUGAAGUCAUACCUCAUUGACCACCACAGAACUCACACAGGAGAGAAACCCUAUGAAUGUAAUGAAUGUGGGAAAUCCUUCAGUCAGAAGACAAAUCUCAAUCUACAUCAGAGAAUUCAUACAGGGGAGAAACCCUAUAUUUGUAAUGAAUGUGGGAAGUCCUUUCGCCAGAAAGCAACCCUCACUGUACAUGAGAAAAUACAUACAGGGCAGAAAUCCUAUGAAUGUCCUCAGUGUGGGAAAGCCUUUAGCAGGAAGUCAUAUCUUAUUCAUCAUCAAAGAACUCAUACAGGAGAGAAACCAUAUAAGUGUAAUGAAUGUGGGAAGUGCUUUCGCCAGAAGACAAAUCUCAUUGUACAUCAGAGAACUCACACAGGGGAGAAACCCUAUAUUUGUAAUGAGUGUGGUAAGUCCUUCAGUUAUAAGAGAAACCUCAUUGUCCAUCAGAGAACUCACAAGGGAGAAAACUUGGAAAUGCAAUAAAUGGUGUGAUUUCUUUGUGAAGCCUUUCCAAGUUAUUAUAACCCUUUAGUUUUUUUUUUAAAGCAUGCUUAAACAUGUUCAUAAGGUAACUUUAAUCACAAGUGUAAUGAGUUAUUUAUUUAAAUUGCCAUACCAUGUAACUAUCUGCUGUUUACUAGCAUAUAAAAUGGGUAUGAUCAUUGUUAUUGAAUGCUAUCAGCAAUGAAGCUAAUUUUUUAAGUUUUCAAGUUCUGCUGACUCAGUUUAUAAAAAAAAUACUUCUAUAAUAUAUCCAGAGGCAAGAUACAAAAUGGUUAUAAUCAUCAGUCUCCAUAAGAGAAAGAAAAUAGGAAGUAUAUUUCUCAUUGCAGUCUGUAGAAUAAAAAGUAGUUAUUACUUCCCCAAAGAUUACCACUUCUCUGGCUUAAACAUCAUGAAGUAGUUUUUGCAUGUCUUUAAACUUUAUAUAUAUUUUAUCAUACAUCGUGAAUUCUUUUGUGUCUUGUUUCACUCAACAUUUUUAAGAUUCAGACAUUAUUGCAUGUGGCAGUAGUGUAUUCAUUUCCAUUCUGUAUACUAUUCCAUUUUAAGAAUAUAAUGCUAUUUAUCUAUCCUCUUGAUGGAUAUUUGUAUUUUUUAUAAUUUUGUGUUGUAAUAAAAAUACUGCUAUAAA